Molecule: messenger RNA, 2325 nt
Organism: Fusarium poae
Lineage: Eukaryota; Fungi; Ascomycota; Sordariomycetes; Hypocreales; Nectriaceae
Exons: 1
Coding region: 1-2325 (774 amino acids)
Source: RefSeq, a predicted model, not a curated record
AUGAAGGUUAAGCUACGCUCCGUCAGCACGUCAAGUCUCAUUUCCAAAUUCAAACUCGUUCCUGACAUCUCCUGUUCUUUUAAAAUGUCUUACACCGAUGUAGACCUACAGAACCUGACUAGCAAGGACGUGGAAUAUCUUUAUUUUCACCUCGUUUUACCCGGAAAACUCCCAGAUAGAGAUGACAAUUGCUCUAAGAAUGAGAGGCUUCUCAUGAGCUUCGUUCGCCAGUCUUUGGACAGCUUUAUCACGGAAACUGAGCCUGGGGCUGGUGCCGCCAUCAAAGCUUGUUCAGUCAUGAUCGGAAGUUUGGAGAAAUCCAAGAAUGCCCAUGGGUUCUUGAGUGCGGAUGGUGUGCAAAAUGUCUUGCAGCAGCUUUCCCUCAAAGGUGCGGCCCUUCAACAUGACCUCACUCAAAUACUGACACAUCGAGCAAAGGCCCCCUCUGCAUUGUUUCACGUGCCGGCUCAGAAUAGCGGCGCUUUCGUGUAUCAAACUACUACCUCAGUUACUUUUGAGACAUUCGAACUAUCUCCGUCCAACAAGGACGUUAUGGAAACUCGAGGCCGUCUAGUUCGUCGUUUUCCAGCCAACGCGACCGAGAUACCCUGCCGAGAUGUUGAAAAUGCAGAUUUUCAAGACGCACUUGCCAAAACCUUGGCGAAGAUGAGCCACCAAACUGUCGAGGAGACGAAACAUAAAGUCAAGAAGGCCAAGCAAAAGCAUAUCGAACACAGGGAGACGGUACAUCCACGAAUUGUCGUUGACCUACUGCCAGGUAUACUUCGGGGCGUAGGCAAGCAAGUUAGCGUCACUGGUCUUCGCAAAAACACCCAUGAAGAAGUCAUGUGGAGCAACAGCAAGCUCCCAUGGAGACGAUCACCACUCUGGCUACUCAUUCGAGUUGGUCUACAGCUUACCAUGGUUCGAUCUUCAUCCCGAGGUCGAGAUAUGUACAAAGAGUUCAUGAUCUUCUUAAUGGCGGAAGUGCUCGAUAUCUCUACAAAGCAUGAGGCCGGAAGUGAUGAACUUAGUACGAUGUCGGCUAAGAUCUGCCGUAGGCUUUGCAAGCUUGACCAUCCAUAUGACGGUCGGUGGCUGAUACAUGUCCGUCACAUUCUAUCGGAAACAUCGCAGUUCCUGACUGACAGAUGGGACCGUAUCUGCAUGAAAAAUGAAAGGCCUCUGGCUCUCAAAGACAUAGAAAAGUUCAAAUUGGACGAUAGCAUUCGGCUAUCCCUCCCGGAAAUAGACACAUUUGUCGCCUCAGUCUCGGUAAGAGAGGAGACAAUCAGGUCUGCACACUUCAACCCAGUUACAUAUGUGCGAUUACUCGACGACAACUGCCUUCCUACAAUUGAAACAGGCGAAGCAUAUCUACCUUUUAGAUUGGCUAUAGUAGAGUCAUGGGUAGCCGAUAAUCUUGAAUUGUGGUUAAAGCAUCAUAUCGGAGAGGAUGAUGCAUGUAAGAAACUGAAAGAGCUGAUCCAGUCAUACCACCAGGUGGCUAGCCGCCAGUACUCUGACCGCCCUGAGGGUGCAUCGAGGAUGCUUCUCGCCAUCGGCGAACUAUGGGUGGCGAUGGACAAGGCAGCUAUUCAGGCUAUCCCCUCUCUGAUGUUCUACGAACCCGAGGUUCACGUCGAGAUAUGGCAGGCGUUGCUUCUAACAGCUGGUGCUGAAGCAGAGAGACUCCAUAUUUUGGAAAAGUACCUGUUGAAGCGGCAACGCGUUGCCCAAGAGGAUGGAAGGCCAUCUAUAUUCAGAUCUUAUGGCUGCUCACGUUCAUUCUCAGUAGAGUAUUUCUCUACCUCUCCAGAGCAUCAGCAACUGAAAGUCAGGAUUGAAGCUCAGGCAUGGGCCCAAAGGCAAGAGAAGAAGCAGGAACUUCGACGACUCAAGAAAGAGUAUAGCAUUUGGAUGGAAAAAUACCAUGGCAGGGCGGAGUGUGAUGGAUAUACCCGAGAGGAGGAUGGUAUUCCAGUCUGGUGCCAUUCUCGCGCCUGUCUCCGGUGCGAGUAUCUGGCCAAGGCAGACAGCCUCCAGAUUGAUAUGCACGAGUGGCCCUUGCAUCAACACGAGUUGGAGGCUCAAUCGACCGUUUUUGAGCUUUCUGUCCCUGCCGUCUUCUCUGAAUGGCGAGAUAGUACUCUGUACAUCAUCAAUGAUGUGCUACUAUGCGAGCAAUUCGAAACCCCUCAUCCACAGUCAUCCCAUCCGCUACGAGACUACCCACCGCUCCAUGAGUUCUUUCGAACGGGUAAAGAUUACCGCGUCCAUCUAUUAUCUAAGAAAAAGCCAAAUAUCAUUACUCAUCGGAAAUAG